Molecule: messenger RNA, 3086 nt
Organism: Centropristis striata (black sea bass)
Lineage: Eukaryota; Metazoa; Chordata; Actinopteri; Perciformes; Serranidae
Gene: apbb1ip
Product: amyloid beta (A4) precursor protein-binding, family B, member 1 interacting protein
Exons: 14
Coding region: 393-2534 (713 amino acids)
Biological process (GO): signal transduction
Cellular component (GO): cytosol; plasma membrane
Source: RefSeq, a predicted model, not a curated record
GCUUGUCGAUCACCACCAUGAUUGGAAGUCCCAGCAAACUUUUCUGCUGCUCUGUCCCAGUUUGAAACAGUUGCAGUGCAGUGCAGAUAACGUGGUUGUUAAAGGAGGGGGGCAGCUGAGCGUUGCCCGAACAAGACUGUUGUGAAAGUGUGGAGCUUCUCAGCAGGAAUGCAGUGACAGGUCUAGACCUGAACUUCCGCAUUAAGCAGGAAGAAGUCAACAGUCAAGAGAGCCAGAUGCAAUCCACAUCAACACACCCAAAUCUGCCUGUUUGUGACCGUUUUCUGGUGUCGAGCGUGAUUAGAGAAUAAUAACUUCAGUCAGAACUGAUGUCCAUGACGCUGUUGUCUUGAAACUAAACCGGUGAAACAAGGAUUAAUACUUUUGAAAAGAUGGACGACAUCGACGCCAUGUUCAGCGACCUGCUGGGGGAGAUGGACCUCCUCACACAGAGUCUCGGACAGGAAACAGUACCUCCUGCGUCUCCCCCCAGCACCAACAAGGAAGUCAACUUCUCCAUCGGCUUCACUGAUCUGAAUGAGUCUCUCAAUGAACUGGAAGAUGUCGAUUUGGACGCUCUCAUGGCCGAUUUGGUGGCUGACUUAAACGCCACGGAAGAGAAACUUGCAGCUGAUUUAGGAGGUCUGAAGACGCCCCCGUCAGACCUGCCGACACCACCUCACGGCCUGAGCACCCACCGUGCCCCCUCUCUCGUUUCCCCAACAUCACCAGCGCGCAGGACCAGCAGCGAUGUUAGCACCUCGGCCUCCUCCAACACCUCCCCUUUACCACCUCCGCCCCCUCAGGCUUCAAAACCGACGAUGGAAGAAAUCGAGGCGCAGAUGAAAGCCGACAAAAUCAAGCUCGCUCUCGAGAAGCUCAAGGAAGCCAAAGUGAAAAAGUUGGUGGUGAAGGUGAUGAUGAACAACGGCAGCUCAAAGACUCUGAUGGUGGACGAGCGGCAGAUUGUGAGGGAAGUUCUCGACAACCUGUUUGAGAAAACUCACUGUGACUGUAACGUGGACUGGAGCCUGUGUGAGACCAACCAUGACCUGCAACUUGAACGGACGUUUGAAGACCAUGAGAACCUCGUGGAGCCUCUCUUAGCCUGGACGAGGGACAGCGAGAACAAAGUCCUCUUUCAGGAGCGGGGGGGAAAGUAUGAGGUUUUCAAAAAUCCACAGAACUUUUAUCUAUGGAAGAAGGAUAAGAAAGCUCUCAAAGAAAUUAAAGACAAAGACAAGGAGUUAUUAGUACAGGAGAACUUCUGCGGGAGUUCCAUCAUCGUGCCGGAUCUCGAGGGGGUGAUCCACCUCAAAGAAGACGGCAAGAAGUCCUGGAAGCCGAGGCUCUUCCAGCUGAGGGCCUCAGGAAUUUAUUACGUGCCCAAAGGGAAAACCAAGUCUUCCCGUGACCUCAUCUGCUUUAUCCAGUUUGACAAUGUAAAUGUCUACUUCGGCAAAGACUUUAAGGCCAGAUACAAAGCCCCAACUGACUUCUGCUUUGUUCUGAAGCAUCCUCAGAUCCAAAAAGAGUCUCAGUACAUAAAGUACCUCUGCUGCGAUGACGAGUGGUCCAUGAACCUUUGGGUGACCGGAAUACGGAUUGCAAAGUACGGUGCUUCACUGUAUGACAACUUUAAAACAGCUGAAAAGAAGGCAGCUGUCAGCUCUGUGUGGACGAACCGCAGCACUCCAUCCAGCUCCAAUCCAUCAACGCCCUCACCCACCAUGAAAGCCAAAUCACCAAGCCAGGCCAAUGGGCACGCCCCAAAGCCCCAACCAGAACCUGUUACUAAGGACUUUGGAAAUGUCCCACCUCCACCUCCAGCCCCACCACUGGCGGAUAUCCUUCCUCCACCACCUCCAGACCCAGCCCUUCCUCCUCCACCUCCUCCUCUGGCUGCCAAGAGUUCCCCAAAACCCGCUCUUCCCCAGCGACGCAUGCCAUCCAACUUCCCUCUGCCUCCACCUGAAAUGGACAACCUCCCUCCUCCACCACCACCCCCACCCGGAAACGACGCCUCAGACGCCCCACCAGACUUCCAUCCACCUCCUCCGAGGGCCGGUGGCUUUGGUUCACUGCCACCACCUCCACCUGCCGCUGGUUUUGGUUCAUUGCCACCACCUCCACCUGCCGCUGGUUUUGGUUCAUUGCCACCACCUCCACCUGCCGCUGGCUUUGGUUCACUGCCACCACCUCCACCACCAGUCAGCUCCCUACCACCACCACCACCUAGUUUUGGGGGUUUGCCUCCUCCACCACCAGAUCCAGAGUUUUUACCUCCACCUCCACCUCAGCCAGUGUUCUCAGGGGCAGGGGGACCCCCUCCGCCUCCGCCGCCACCACCUCCUCCACCUGCUGCAGCCCCAAGACCAGCGCUGCGGCCUACUGGCUCAGUGAAGAAGAUGCCUCCUGCUCCGCCAAAGAGGACUACACCAUCGAUGCAAGGAGGAGGAGGAGGAGGUGGUGGAGGUGGAGACUUCAUGUCAGAACUGAUGAUGGCCAUGAACAAGAAGCGUAGUGAUCAUUAACCAGGACAAGAAAUUGGUGGAGCACAAAAAUAGGACCAACUGCACCAGCACAACAACCAACUUAACCCUUGAUCAGCCUUGUCUUAAUUCCUGCAAAACAGCAACUGUUUAUAGCAACAACAAUACUGAACGUCUCCAAAAAUUAAGCCAGUGGAGAUAUCACAGACUUUAUGUCUUCCAAAUAUCAAAGGGAGAUCCAUCCAUUGACAUUAUCUUGCAUGAAUUAAGUGAAUGGCCUUAAGAAUAUAUUAGUCAGACUUUAAAGAAAAUGUUAUAUAUAAGAACUGUUUGGUACAGUGCUUGACAACUGGCUGAAAUAUGCAACAUCUGUUGUAUAGCACAUGAGAUGUAAUUUUCCUUUGUAUGACAUAAAAAUAAUGCUGUCAUCAUACUUAAAAGAGACAUUUUUUGUAGAACUGUACAGUUUCACAUGUUUGCAUUGAGGGCUGUAAAUACUAUUAAAACACUUUACUAUAUACAGACUAGCAAAUUAGUAUUGAAACAACUAAAAAAAACUAAAUAAAACCUUGCAUAAAAAAUGCAUUAAAAUCA